Rotaria sp. Silwood1 is the source of this 921-nucleotide messenger RNA. The record is from the annotation of a GenBank genome assembly. NCBI's taxonomy places the organism in Eukaryota, Metazoa, Rotifera, Eurotatoria, Philodinida, Philodinidae.
AUGGAUAAAGAAAAGAGACAUAUUAAUAUUGUCAUCCUUGGUCAUGUUGAUUCGGGCAAAUCGACUUGUAUUGGACAUCUCAUGUGCAAAUGCGGUGGAAUUGAUAAUCGAAUUGUUGAACGAUAUGAAAAAGAGGCUGCUGAGAUAGGUAAAACUAAGUCAAAAUAUGCAUGGAUUAUGGAUAGACUAAAACGUGAACAAGAACGCGCUAUCUGCUUAUGUUUUCCGCAGACUGGAUUCGAGACGAAAGCAUACUAUGUUACCAUCGCUGAUAUACCAGGUCAUCAAGAUUUUAUUAAGAACAUGAUUACAGAUGCUUUCCAGACUGAUUGUGGAUUGUUGGUCGUAUCUGCUAGUUUAGGUGAAUUCGAAGUCGGUAUUUCCAAGGAUGGUCAAUCUCUUGAACAUGUUCUAUUUAUGUACAACUUAGGUGUCAAACAAAUGAUCGUUAUUGUGAAUAAGAUGGAUGCAACAGAUCCAUCAUUUUCUGAAGGACGAUUCAAUGAAAUAAAAAAUGAAUUAUCGACACAAAUACAGAAGAUUGGCUAUCAACCAGAAAGUGUUGCUUUUAUUCCACUAUCUGCCUCGCACGGUGAUAACAUGAUCGAAUCAUCAGAAAACAUCCCUUGGUACAAAGGAUGGACAGUUGAACGUAAAAAAGGUAAUGUUACAGGAAAAACUCUAAUGGAAGCUAUUGAUGCAAUUAUUCCACCACAGCGGCCAAGCGAAAAACCACUUCGACUUCCUAUCCAGGAUGUAUAUAAAAUUGGUGGAGUUCUUACAGUGCCUGUGGGUCGCGUUGAAAGUGGUAUACUCAAGACUGAUAUGAAGAUCACGUUUGCUCUAUCAAAUAUCAAAACAGAAGUCACAUCAAUCCAAAUAUGUCAUGAGAGUAUUAACGGUACGGUUUAUUUUAGUUAG